CUUUCCCGUCCUCUGACAGCGCCCGCGGCAAAGCGCGUCCUUUCCGUUCGAGCUGUAGGCGCGGUCCUCGGGCCGCGUUAUGAGACGGUUUUGCAAUAAAGAGAACUACAGCUUUUCGUGAAAAUGUCAGUUCUGAUAUCACAGAGUGUAAUAAAUUAUGUAGAAGAGGAAAACAUUCCUGCCCUGAAAGCUCUUCUAGAAAAAUGCAAAGAUGUAGAUGAGAGAAACGAGUGUGGCCAGACUCCACUGAUGAUAGCUGCUGAACAAGGCAACCUGGAAAUAGUGAAAGAAUUAAUUAAGAAUGGAGCUAAUUGCAAUCUGGAAGAUUUGGAUAACUGGACAGCACUGAUCUCGGCAUCAAAGGAAGGGCACGUGCACGUUGUGGAGGAACUGCUGAAAUGUGGGGUCAACUUGGAGCACCGCGACAUGGGAGGAUGGACCGCUCUCAUGUGGGCAUGUUACAAAGGCCGCACCGAAGUGGUCGACUUGCUGCUUUCUCAUGGCGCCAAUCCGAGCGUCACUGGUUUGCAGUACAGUGUUUACCCCAUUAUUUGGGCAGCAGGGAGAGGCCAUGCGGAUAUAGUGCAUCUUUUACUGCAAAAUGGCGCUAAAGUCAACUGCUCUGAUAAGUAUGGAACUACUCCUCUGGUUUGGGCUGCACGGAAGGGUCAUUUAGAAUGUGUAAAACAUUUAUUGGCCAUGGGAGCUGAUGUUGAUCAAGAAGGAGCUAAUUCAAUGACUGCACUGAUCGUGGCAGUAAAAGGAGGCUACACUCAGUCAGUGAAGGAAAUUUUGAAAAGAAACCCAAAUGUAAAUUUAACAGAUAAGGAUGGAAAUACAGCUUUGAUGAUUGCAUCAAAGGAGGGUCAUACGGAGAUUGUACAGGAUCUGCUCGAUGCUGGAACAUACGUGAACAUACCUGAUCGGAGUGGAGAUACCGUGUUGAUUGGUGCUGUCAGAGGUGGUCAUGUAGAAAUCGUUCGAGCACUUCUCCAGAAAUAUGCUGAUAUAGACAUUAGAGGACAGGACAACAAAACUGCUUUAUAUUGGGCUGUAGAGAAAGGAAAUGCGACGAUGGUGAGAGAUAUCUUACAGUGCAAUCCUGACACUGAAAUAUGCACAAAGGAUGGUGAAACACCGCUUAUAAAGGCCACCAAGAUGAGAAAUAUCGAGGUAGUGGAGCUGUUGCUAGAUAAAGGAGCUAAAGUAUCGGCCGUGGAUAAGAAAGGAGACACGCCUUUGCAUAUUGCUAUCCGUGGGAGGAGUCGCAAACUGGCAGAGCUUCUUUUAAGAAAUCCCAAAGACGGAAGGUUACUUUAUAGGCCCAACAAAGCAGGCGAGACUCCCUACAACAUUGACUGUAGCCAUCAAAAAAGUAUUUUAACUCAGAUAUUCGGAGCCAGACACUUGUCUCCUACUGAGACCGACGGUGACAUGCUCGGUUACGACUUGUAUAGCAGUGCCCUGGCAGACAUUCUCAGUGAGCCUACCAUGCAGCCGCCCAUCUGUGUGGGGCUGUAUGCACAGUGGGGAAGUGGCAAAUCCUUCUUACUCAAGAAACUAGAAGAUGAAAUGAAGACUUUUGCCGGACAACAGAUUGAACCUCUUUUUCAGUUUUCCUGGCUUAUAGUAUUUCUGACUUUGCUGCUCUGUGGAGGGCUUGGUUUACUGUUUGCUUUUACAGUUGACCUGAAUCUUGGAAUAGCAAUAUCAUUGAGCUUCUUGGCUCUCUUAUAUAUAUUUUUUAUUGUCAUUUACUUUGGUGGCCGGAGGGAAGGAGAGAGUUGGAAUUGGGCCUGGGUCCUCAGCACCAGACUGGCGAGACACAUCGGCUACUUGCAGCUGCUCCUCAAGUUGAUGUUUGUGAACCCGCCUGAGCUGCCGGAGCAAACCACCAGAGCCUUGCCUGUCAGGUUUUUGUUUACAGAUUACAACAGGCUGUCCAGUGUAGGCGGAGAAACAUCGAUGGCUGAAAUGAUCGCGACUCUGUCGGAUGCUUGUGAGAGAGAGUUUGGCUUUUUGGCAACCAGGCUCUUUCGAGUAUUCAAGACUGAAGAUACACAGGGCAAAAAGAAAUGGAAAAAAACGUGUUGCCUCCCAUCUUUUGUCAUCUUCCUUUUUAUCUUUGGCUGCAUUAUUGCUGGAAUUACUCUCCUGGCUAUCUUCAGAGUUGACCCAAAACAUCUGACGGUGAAUGCCGUCCUCAUAUCUAUUGCGUCGAUAGUGGGGUUGGCCCUCGUGCUGAACUGUCGCACGUGGUGGCAGGUGCUGGACUCUCUCCUGAAUUCUCAAAGGAAACGCCUCCAUAAUGCCGCCUCCAAACUGCACAAGCUGAAAAGCGAAGGAUUCAUGAAGGUCCUUAAGUGUGAAGUGGAAUUGAUGGCCAGGAUGGCGAAGACCAUCGACAGCUUCACUCAGAACCAGACGAGGCUGGUGGUCAUCAUCGACGGACUAGAUGCCUGUGAGCAGGACAAAGUGCUCCAGAUGCUAGAUACUGUCCGAGUUCUGUUUUCAAAAGGCCCAUUCAUUGCCAUUUUUGCAAGUGAUCCACAUAUUAUUAUAAAAGCAAUUAACCAGAACCUGAAUAGCGUGCUUCGUGACUCAAACAUAAAUGGACACGACUAUAUGCGCAAUAUAGUUCAUUUACCCGUUUUCCUUAAUAGUCGUGGACUGAGCAAUGCAAGAAAAUUUCUUGUAACUUCAACAACAAAUGGGGACAUUCCGUGCCCAGAUACUGCAGGGAUACAGGAAGAUGCUGACAGAAGAGUUUCACAAAACAGCCUUGGAGAGAUGACUAAACUUGGUAGCAAGACAGCCCUCAAUAGACGGGAUACUUACCGAAGAAGGCAGAUGCAGAGGACCAUCACUCGGCAGAUGUCCUUCGAUCUUACGAAACUGCUGGUUACUGAGGACUGGUUCAGUGAUAUAAGUCCUCAGACUAUGAGAAGAUUGCUUAAUAUUGUUUCUGUGACAGGGCGAUUACUGAGAGCCAAUCAGAUUAGUUUCAACUGGGACAGGCUUGCUAGCUGGAUCAAUCUUACUGAGCAGUGGCCAUACCGAACUUCAUGGCUCAUAUUAUAUUUGGAAGAGACUGAAGGGAUUCCAGAUCAAAUGACACUGAAAACCAUCUAUGAAAGCCUGCCUUCCUCAAGUGCUGGCUUCUCCGCCAGGAGCCUCAGUGCUCGCGAAGCUCUGUGAAGCUCAGGUGGCUGGGCGGCUCCACGUCCUCAACAGGGAAGAUUGUGGUUCGGAAAGUUUAACGUCCCAAAGUCGCUUAGCUCGUGAGUAGCAGAGGUAUUUCAGUCCAGGUGUCUCAGAGUCCACAGAUCGCUUCUGUGCCCGCCACUGUUCUAAACACUUUGCGUUUUGACACCUUUUAUUCUCGCAGUCUGUGGAGUAGUGUUAUUGUUUGUGUUUUACACAUGAGAAAAUUGAAGCCCAGAGAAGGCAAGUCACGUAGCGAAUGUCUCACAGCCACUGAGUGGUAGAGCCGGGUCCCUGGCUCCAGAGCCACGUGCGAAGGGUACUGCCCCGCACAGCGCGGUAGGGUCAUCUGUGUUUUCUUCAGCUGUAGAGUUGUCUGGAGUAUGUAAGGCACUGGCAUCUUAUGAUGAAGAUGAAGUGUCUCAAGUUGUUACAUUUCUGUGUUCUCCAUUUCUCUCUAGAAUUUCACAAGAUACGAAUAUUCUAUUUAACACAUAAGAUGGUUGAUACAGAUCGUCUCAUUUACUGCAGUGACAAUGGAUCUAUUAAGCAGGCAUUGCUGUAAUACAUUAUUUUUUUUCUACAAGUUUCCUUUACCUUCGUAAAAACAGCUGUUAGAUUUUUCAGCACCCCACCCCCAGUAAAAGAGUAAAUAUAGUUCAUGUCAGUUUUUGGCUUGGGUACAGAAGAGGACUCAAGUCAGUCUCUUUGUCUUCCUUUAGUUGAGUAUAUUGCUUCGAAGUACACUGUAUCUCAGGAUUACAGAAACACUGAUCAAGUUUUCACAUUUGAAGGGCUGCGGGCUUGAAGCCCCCAGCCACUGGGUCCUCUGCGUGUCCUGUGACAGAGGUAGGGAGUGGUUAAAGUCUGGGUCCCCGGGAGACGGAAGCACGAGGGUUGUGCAAAUGAAUAAAAGGUCUUUAAAGCCCUCAGAAAUUUAUCUUUCGGUUCAAUCCAACACAAAUAUAUUAAGUGUUUAUUAUUUGUGGGUCCUGCUUCUGGAUGCUGGAGGUACAGUUGUGAACAAGUACCCGUAUGUUUACUUUCAAUCCAGCAGUCAUUUACUCUGAAUGUACACCCCCACAAACAAGAAGUUGUGCAACUUAAGUGUGCAUUUAUAUAAGAACAUUGGGGGGGGCCCUCGGUGGCUCAGUCGGUUAAGCGUCCGACUUCAGCUCAGGUCAUGAUCUCACGCUUUGUGAGUUCGAGCCCCAUGUCGGGCUCUGUGCUGACAGCCAGAGCCUCGAGACUGCUUUGGAUUCUGUGUCUCCCUCUCUCUCUCUGCCCUUCCCCCACUUGUGUUUUUUUUACCCCCUCUUUCUCUCAAAAAUAAAUAAAUAAACAUUUACAUAAGAACAUUGGUUGAAGCACCAUGAUAGGGUAUUUUGUAACCGUAGGAAAGAAUGAAGAAAAACUCUGUGAUUUACAUGGAGGAAUUUCUAGGAUAUAGUAAGUGAAAAUAGCAAAGUGUGUAAGAGUGUACAACGUGAUACUGUUUGUAUAAGAAAAGAGGGAUAAGUGCCCCUUACCCGUUUAUCCCAUCCCCCCUCCCACAACCCCUCCCGUAACCCUCAGUUUGUUCUCCAUAUUUAUGAGUCUCUUCUGUUUUGUCCCCCUCCCUGUUUUUAUAUUAUUUUUGUUUCCCUUCCCUUAUGUUCAUCUGUUUUGUCUCUUAAAGUCCUCAUAUGAGUGAAGUCAUAGGAUUUUUGUUUUUCUCUGACUCAUUUCGCUUAGCAUAAUAUCCUCCAGGUCCAUCCACGUAGUUGCAAAUGGCAAGGUUUUAUUCUUUUUGAUUGCCGAGUAAUACUCCAUUGCAUAUAUAUACCAUAUCUUCUUUAUCCAUUCAUCCAUCAAUGGACAUUUGGGCUGUUUCCAUCCUUUGGCUAUUGUUGAUAGUGCUGCUAUAAACAUGGGGGUGCAUGUGUCCCUUCGAAACAGCACACCUGUAUCCCUUGGAUAAAUGCCUAGUAGUGCAAUUGCUGGGUCGUAGGGUAGUCCUAUUUUUAGUUUUUUGAAGAACCUCCAUACUGUUUUCCAGAGUGGCCACACCAGCUUGCAUUCGCACAAAGAAGUGUUUUUGAUGGAGUAUUUUUCAUCAUAUAAUAAAAGUAACUUGGAGUGAGUUUUUGUAGGGGGAAUAUUUUGUUCAAGUAAAUAUAUAUCUCCAAUUCUGUACUGGAGAUGUAAUGAGAUAAUUAGAAGUUUGUUUUGCUAUUAAAUUAAUCCAUUAUUUUAGACUUCAGCACUAGGUGGGCCUGCCAUCCAUUAAUGGGUUGGAUUCAGGGGGAUUUUUAGAUUUUUUUUUUUUUUUUUUUUAGAAAAAAGUGUGUUUUAUAUGCCUACAAACACAAAGAAUAUUUUGUAGCUAGUCUAAGGAAAAGAGAAAAAGACAAUGUAGUAAGAAUCUUCGAGACUUCAUUAAGGAGUUGACUUAAUAAUUGACUUUAAGAUGAUUUGGAAUGAAAAACUGUAGGAAGACAAUUUGAUUAACAUAUUGAAAGAUCAUAUAUUGGAAUAUGUUAGAAUAAUUUAGCUGACUAUUUCUAGUUACCCAUAGUUGAGUUCUUUGAUUCCAUUGCUUGUCAUUUGAAUAAUAAAAAGUUUUAUUUACAGCAGACAAAAGCAGCAGUAUAUAAUUGAUAUUCAUUUAUUUUAUUAAAGAAAUCUGAUUUGAUAAAAACAAUCAGAAAAUAGUAUUUUUAACGCUAGUAGUAAAAUUUAUUUUUUAAUCCAUAAAAAGCCUCAUUUAUUUUUAUAGCAAUUUGAUGACACAUCUGCUUGCUUUUAUUCAGCUGAAAAAGAAAAUGUUGGUUCUUGGUGUUUGGUAAAAUUGCUUUGUUAAAUUAUUUUCUAAAUUGUUCAACUUUUAACAAAUGACAUUUGAUACUAACACUAGAAAGCAAUUUCAGCUAAUUAAGUAGAUCCCUCUAUAAACCAUUGGAACAUUAAGAUGACAUACUGUUCAUUCAAGAUUAUUUUAAUUGGUACAAUUAUUGUAAUUUUCUUGCAAUUAUGUGUUGAGCUAAAAGCUUUUGUCUAGAUCAUUUGAGGGUUUUUUUUGUUAACAUACAUUUAGGAAGAAGAAAGGGAGUAAAAUAAAAACUAUAGAUAAAGAUUUUCUGUCUACUUUUUAUUACAACGUUUUAGACAACCAUUGAAAUAUGUUAGUAUAAAACUUUAUUUCUGGUGUUUUUCAGUAAGCAUUUUAAGCAAUGAUAGAAGUUUUUAAAAGAUCAAUUUAAGUAGUUUUCAUGAAGAUAAUGUUUUAAAUUUUUGUUUUGACACUACUCACGCAGUCUUUUACUCAGGAUGAUAUGGUCAGAAUAGUUUUGUGAUAAGGAUAAUGCCAUACUCUUAAUUAUUUAAAACAAGUUUUGAGAGAGCCUUAGAAUGGUAGCCAUGUUCCAUUCAUUGGAAUAGCUAUUUGCUGAAUAGGCACUGUACGCAUCUAACUUAUACCUUUAUGCUCAAUUCAGCAUCUUUAAAUUAUUCAGGUAGUGGUAUUUCUGUACUUGGCAUUUUUCAUAAUAAAAUCUCAUAUCUUAGGAUGUUCAUACCUGAUACUCAGCCAAAAUUUUCCUAAGUUUAACUUGCUCAUUUCUGGUUAUCUCCUGCCUCCCUUAGCUCUCCCUGACCUCCUUCCUCUUUCUUUUAUAUUAUUUGUUGUCCCUCCUCCAUCACGUGACCCAGAUUAUGCACCCGUCUAUUUCCGUCGCAUGUGGAUUUAAGUCGUGAAUUUCAAUAGCAUGAAAAACUGGAUAAUAGUUUAGAUUUGUGAAGAAGUUGUCUCAUCUCCUUUGUAGUACAAAGUACAUCCUUUGUACUGGUGAUAUUUCUCCUAAUUUUGAUUUUGAGAUACUAUGAGUAUUUAUGCCAAACACUGUUUCAUGCAUGGCACUUUUGGUGCUUUUUGUAUAUAGUGUAGAAUCUUAAUGAAAUUCUAUCUUUUUGAUAUGAUGUGACUUCUCUGCAUGUGUUGAUGUUGUCACCAUUCAACAUUUAUUAAAUUACUGUCUUGUGUAUAAUUUUUGUUUCCAUCUUUUUUCUCAAAACACACUUCCCUGAAUAUGUAUCACGUAAAUACUUUAUUCAGGGUAGUUCUUGUUGAGAAGGGAAAAGCUGAGCAAAGACUUGAAGGAAGCAGGAGAAUUAGCCAACUAGAUAUCUGGGGAAAGCAUUUCUGGGCAGAAGGAACAGUGUGGACAAAGGUUGUAAGACCAGAGAGUACCUGGAAUGUUUCCGUAACAGCAAGGACAAGGGAUUUGGUGUGGCUAGAGAGGAUUCAGUAAAGCGACGGGGUGGGAGGUGAGGUCAGGAAGGUGUGGAACAUGGAAGAUCGUUGUAAAGGUUUUGGCUUUUACCCUAAGUAAAAUGGAGAUCCAUUGCAGGGGUUUGAAAAAAUUGUAUCCGUACCCUGUAUGCUCUAAGGUGCCUAUUAUGUGGCUGUAUCAGUGUAACUUGGCGUUAAGUUAGGGAAUCCUAUUGACCUAAGGGAGCGUAUUUUGAGAAUCCUGUGUUGCGAAGGGGAUGGGAGUGGAUCUUGGUGGGAACAUUAGGGUAAAUGAAAAGUUGUGCAGAGUAGGUGGGGAUCCCACAGUAAAGAUGAAAUGAAUGAUAGAGAAUGGCACUUAACAGCGCGCCAUGAAAAUGAGAAAGCUAAGAAAUGAACAACAUGUGUAGACAGUCUGUUGCAGUGUAGUGAAGAAAACUGGUUAUUUCUAAACAUCUCCAUUAAUUUAUGACUAAUUUCCCUGUAUGUCUUUCCUGUUGUAAUAAUUUCUUGUUUCUUACGAUGAUUUUAUUCUUUAUUUUCUAGUAAAAUGUUGGAUUUAGAAGCCUACUUUUUGGAUCAUUUUUUAAAUUACCUUCUUUCCCUUGGACUUGCCAGCUGCAUGGUUUGUCCCCCAACCCCCACAUUUAAGCCCCUGGUUGAGAGUGAAUGAAAGGUGGUUUCUGUAGCAUUGGCUGAUAGGUCAGUGGUGUAGAGGGCAACUAAUGAGUUGCUUGUACAGUAAUAUUAAUUUGAUUUAUGAGUACUAUAAGAUGGAGAUGAUGGUCAUUGAGUGUCAACUUGGGCUCUACGGAUAAAGAAAAAUAAUUGGUCAAAAUUCAAUGUACAAGCAUCAAGUUUAUCUGGAGUUCUGAACAGGCCUAGCCUGGCUCUCCAGCCCAUUCUCAUGCUUUAUCCCUCUUGCUUUUUACCUUUCCACCUGCACUUCUCUGUGGCCCAUCCUUCCUCCCCCACCUUAUUCUUCUGGUCACCUCUUAAAUGCCACAGCCUCAAGAAUCCUUUUGUGACCGGCAUACCCCAUUCCCCAAGACUUUACUAGAUGUGUUCCAUAUAUACUGGUAUGUUCCUUCAUAGCACUUAACAUGGUUACCUUUCUAUAAAUAUUUGCAUUUCUCCUUAAUAUUUGUUUCCUGAACUAGACUGUUAACUCCACGACUGUAACUUCCUUAAACCUUGCUGAAUUCCUCGCUUUAGACGUUCUUGGUAUGGAGUAGGCAGUAGUGAUUAUUUCUGAGAGAAUAAAGAAAUAUGAUGAUGACAUUUGGAUCGAGCAAAGUAUGGAUUAGGGGAAGGUGGUAAAUGAGAAGCCACAUUUUAUCUUGAAGAGAAUACUAUUCAUAAAGACACCUGAUCUUUGGUUCAAAAUGUGGGUAAAAUGUUUCCUUUGUUAUUAUACUAGUAGUUCCCUGGGUUAGGCACAUAGUAAGUUCUCAGUACAUAGCAAUUGAAUGGUCAUUACAUAUUUCAGUCAGCACCUAGUAGUUUCCACCUUUUGUUGGGUGAUACAACAGAAUCAAAACAAUGUAUUUCAUAGUCAUUUCCUUGUAACUGUGAGUUCACCACAUUUCUAAGGUUUCUUGCAUUUAUAAUCCUUUUAUGAAUGCCAUGGUUUGGAAUUACUUCAUAUUGGCCCACCUUUAGACAGGCCCCUCCCACUUCAGCUCCUACCAACAGGCUGUUGUCAGUAUUGUUAAAAAGGCCUUAGGAGUUAGCUGGACUCCCAUUUUUGUUAUGCUAAACAUUUUGAUCAGGUUCAUUCAUUGACAAAUAUUUAUAGAGUCUUUUAUGUAUUGGGCAUAUGCUAAUAAAAGUACUGCUUAGUAUUACUUGAGUCUUCAGUAUAUGCCACACGUUGGAUUAAGCAGUUGGCAUGGAUUUUUUAAUUUAAUGCUAACUCUGGGAGGCGAAGAGUGGGAGUUACUUGGGAUCACACAGCUACUACCGCUGGAGCUUCCCCAGACCUAUUUCUGGAAGCCAGGAGAUGAUCUGUAACUACAUAGCAAGGCAGCAGAUCUGAGAUAAUUACAAAUACAGAACUAUACUAAUUUUAUUUUUAUUUCCAGAUAUAUUUUAUUCAUUUUCAAAUGAGUAUUUAGAAUUAUUUAUUAUAUAUCAAUGGGAAUAUUAUUAUGUAUCAACGGGCAGAUAGGAAAUUUUCCAGAGGAUUGAAUUUCUGCUCUAUUAAAAAAAUGCGGACUUGUACCAACUUAUGUAAAACCCCAAAUAAAUGCUUUAUUCAGUUCUAAUUGUGUCUAGUAACUGCAAUAGGUUCUGUAGGGAAUGCUUAAAAAAAUCAGUUGUGAUAUUUGACACUUAAACAGCUGGUACAUCUGUUUUUUAAGCCUUUAUAUCAUUUUUAUAUGCAUUAGGUGGCUGUAAUUUUUUUAGGUAGCUUUUCAUUUGCUUUAAAUAGGAUAAAAUUGAUUUUAAAAAUGUUUUCUCAUUUAAACUCAUGAUGCCAUGUUAAGUAAUUUUAUGGAAAUAAAAUAAAAAUAAAAAGAACAAAGAAAGAAUUUUAAAUGUUCCAAAGUUGUGCGUUUCUAACUCCAACAUGAAAAAAGUAUAUUAACUAAGGUUGUUUGAAAUCUGAAAUAAAAAACUCAACUUCUCUAAAGUAUAUGUUUUGAUAUGUAAAACAAAAAUAUUACCUAUGCAGGUUUACAGUUUAGUUUAUAAUACGGUACGAGUAUUAUGCACAUUUACAUUUAAAAAAACCCAAGUCUGAUUACUGAAGGAUUCACAUUUGCCACCAGACUAUGUGUCUGUCUAUCAUCUAUAUGAAGUUAUUUUUUUCAACAGACGUUUAUGAUUUCAGAAUUUCAAGUCAAAAUAUUUUUAAGACUCUGUGAAAUAGGAGAAUAAACAACAAAAGUGCUGGGUAACCGAAACAGGUAAAGGGAGUGGCCGCUGUAGAGCUCUGCCGCCAGCAGCUCCUGGUAGCAAUAUCCGGGAAGUCCACAAGGUGGGAGUAUUUCACUAGAGACAUUAUUAGCAUGUUCAGCCAAGAAACAAGCCCUACUUCAUUUUGCUCUUCCCUUUCCAGAGCAGGAAAACAAGGAAAGCACUUAAGUUUAAAUAUGAAUAUCUGACACUUUAAAGUUUAAUUUCCAUGCCUGUUUUUUAAAAGUGGCUUCACAGGACGUUCGUAAGUACCGAGACUCUUGAUCAUAGGCAAAUGAGUGGUUAUCUGAUUUUAUGGCAUAGUCUUUAUUAAGUUUAGUACUACCUUUUCCUCCUCAAAUUCUUUUACAUGAGCUUUUGGGAAAAGGGUGGGUAUGAAAAAAGGGGAGUAUUUGAAAGAUAUAAAUAAAUAAAAUUAAAUUAAAUUAAAAAAAUCUAAUACAAAUACUAAAGAUUUGUAUUAGAUUAAAAGUGUUAAAUUCUAAACAUUGUAGAACUUGGGUUCUAUUCUUAUUAAACAUUAAAUCUUUAAGAUAGCUUGUUUUUUUUUUAAUUUUUUUUAACGUUUUAUUUAUUUUUGAGACAGGAAGAGACAGAGUAUGAACAGGGGAGGGUCAGAGAGAGGGAGACACAGAAUCUGAAACAGGCUCCAGGCUCUGAGCUGUCAGCACAGAGCCCGACGCGGGGCUCGAACUCACGGACGGCGAGAUCAUGACCUGAGCCGAAGUCGGCCGCUUAACCGACUGAGCCACCCAGGCGCCCCUAAAGGUUUUGUUUUAAUCUGAGGCAUAUUCAUAGACAAGCUUUGAUUUCAGAACCUUCAUUCUGUAUACCUCCUUUUCAGAGUUUUAUUUCAAAACAUUUGCUUCCUCUAGAUGGUUAAUGGAAGAAUCUUUAAGAAUUCCAAAAGGAAACAAUAAUAGGAACAUCUCUUACUGUUUGGUAGCACCUCCCAAUAUUAGUAGUGUUCCUCAAGCAGCUAUGAAAAUCGGAUCUCAUUUACUUUUAUCAGAAUGUUUUUUUAAUACAUCUUAGUACAAACUCUUGAUAUGGAACAAUGGGCUUUACAUUCUUAUGAUAGGUACUAUUUUCAUAUUGAGUCAGUUGCAAUUGUUUUGCCUCUCUUAACCUCUUUACCGAAGUCUUCUGUUAUUGCCCUAGCUUGAAACUGUUGUUUUAUCAUCUGAAUUGGUAUUAUCUGAUCACUUGCGUGGCAGCAACUGGGUAGGCAUUGGGCUGUAGUACAUGGUUUCUCAGGCUUCCCCCCUCCCCCCCCGGUGGAAACCUUUUUGCAAAUUAAAUCUUAUGCACAACCCCAGUAAAUAAAGCAGAAUGAAUAUAAAUUAAUUGACUCAAAUUAGAAUAUUUCCUAAUAAAUUCAGUUAGAAAAAUGAGCUGUUCUGAAGAACAUACUAAAAUUGAAACAUGUAGGGGGGCCUGGGUGGCUCAGUCGGUUGAGCGUCCGACUUUGGCUUAGGUCAUGAUCUCGCGGUCUGUGAGUUCGGGCCCCACGUCAGGCUCUGUGCUGACAGGUCAGAGCCUGGAGCCUGCUUCAGAUUCUGUGUCUCCCUCUCUCUCUGCCCCUCCCCUGCUCAUGCUCUGUCUCUCUCUCUCUCUCUGUCAAAAUAAAUAAACAUUAAAAUUUUUUUUUUUUUUAAUUGAAACAUGUGGAUGAUCCCUGCAUGCUUACCUUGGCAUAAACCUCUCUUUGUUUCUGUACUUAGUUUUGGUAAUAUAAUAUCAAGACAAUUCUGAAUCCUAAGUAGAUUCAAAUGUUACCAAUUUUUAUUUUAUUUUUUUAAAUUUUUUUUUUUAACGUUUAUUUAUUUUUGAGACAGAGAGACAGAGCAUGAACGGGGGAGGGUCAGAGAGAGGGAGACACAGAAUCUGAAACAGGCUCCAGGCUCUGAGCUGUCAGCACAGAGCCCGACGUGGGGCUCGAACUCCCGGACCGCGAGAUCAUGACCUGAGCCGAAGUCGGCCGCUUAACCGACUGAGCCACCCAGGCGCCCCAAAUGUUACCAAUUUUUAAACGUGCUUUGCAGUGGCAGGAUGUUUUCAAUUAAUUUGGCUUCAUCGGUCGGUCACCAGGCUUAUGUGACAGCUGCUCGCAUUUCUUCUAAUUGGUUGAAGUGCUGGAUGCUGCUUCUCUGACAAGGUCCUGUCAUCUGAGUCAUGUCAUAAAGUAGCACUGAUUUCUGAACUGUUUAUUACGCUCUGACUUGGGCACAUCAGGUGGAGUAGUGCACUCGCUUGCCUAACUUCAUGAAGAGGAAAGUGCUGGACUGGAUUAAUUAAAAAAUAAAAAAUAAAUAAAAAAAAAAAAAGGAAUUUAUAUCUGCACCUGAAAAUGGAAGAGAAACCUUAUUUCAAAGUCUGCAAAAAAUUAAAACAAAAAAUCAGGAUGACCUGAGGCUUAUAUGUCGGUCUUCUUCAAUGCAUUAAAAUUUAAUAUGUAACAGUGUUCUAUCUUAUUAUGUUUUAAGGAGUUAAAAAUAUGUAAAUCAUUACUUAAGAACUCUGAACCCUGUCUGUGGCCCCCAGUUUGAGCCAGUGCAGGGAGCGGGGCACAGGCUUUUGAAUCAGGCCGGAUGGGCACCAGCUCUGCCACUUACAUCGGAGGUGACGUCGGGCCAGUUGCUUCACAUCUCUGAGCCUCGGUUUCCUCAUGUUAAAAGUUGAAAUGGUACCUCAUGGAAUGUUUGGGAGAUGGAAAUUAGGUAAACUAGAUAAAACACCUGGCUCAGAGAAUGGCAGGCUGUAGAUGUUCGUGUACAAAUACUAGUACUUUAAAACAUUUUCUUCUCAAUUCCUUAUAACCUCCGAAUAUAUUUUUGCUGUCAGAUUACAUGUAAGAACACACGUAAUUUACAUGUGUGUUCUUCACAGCAUCUUACACAACACACAGAAAUGAAGGCGGUGCCUUAUCUGUAAUGUACAUGAGCCAGCACAGAUACCUCUUCGAGCUUUUGUAUUUUACCCUUCCUGUUUGUCGAUCCUUUCUCAUCCCUGUCGUUACCAAACUUGCAACCUUAAAGCCAAGUUAAGUUAUGCUUCCGGUGUCAUUUUUACGCCAAAACCAAGGGAGCUCAGAUGUGGAAGGGACGGCAUAGGCCAGGGCUUUCCUUCAUUACUUUGAGAGAGAGAACAUCUCCCACGUGGUAGGUGUGGGAAGCAUCCACAGGGCCGUCCACAAGAUGGAAGACAGCUACUUCAGCCCUCGAAAUAAGGAAACUGGAAUUGAGAGAGGUUACAGGACUUGGCCCAAAUCACACAGUCACCCAGUGACCCAGCCUUUCAAGUAAAUUAAAAAAAAUUUUUUUUUAAUAUUUAUCUUAGUGUGAGAGAGAGACAGAGAGCAACAGAGCAUGAGCGGAGGAGGGGCAGACACAGAGGGAGACACAGAAUCCAAAGCAGGCUCUAGGCUCUGAGCCGUCAGCACAGAGCCCGACACGGGGCUCGAAUUCACGAACCAGGAGGUCAUGACCUGAGCCGAAGUCAGACGCUCAACCGACUGAGCCACCCAGGGGUCGCUUAAGUUAAUUUUGUUACACCUUUUAAAUAGUUCAUCUCGUUACUUUUACUUGUCAAACAUUAUAGCCUUAUUCUGACUUAACCUGAGCUGGUGAAGUCUGGAUUUAAGGAAAGCUGCCACAGUAACUACCCUGUUCUGUCCUUUCAGAGCCCAGCCGGGGUGCAGUGUAGGUCUGUAUUCCCAGAAAUGACAGCCUGUAAUGGAAAGCAUCUAACACGUAAAUAGGUAGUAAGUUUAUACAAUAGCUUCAAAGGGAGACUUUGACCCCAGACGUUGGUUACGCUAUUUCCUUGGCUGUUGAACGCACUGCUGUUCAUCACUGGAUCGAAUGGAAUCCUCACUGGAGAGUAUUAAGCUGCGUUUCUUUUCGAGUGUAAAUGCUUCUGUGUCAAAAUAAUUCAAUGCUUUAAAAAAAAAAAGGGAUAAGGAGAUUUUUUAAAUUCCACUAUAAUUAAUGUAUAGUGUUACAUUAGCCGCAGGUGUACAAGUUAGUGAUUCCACACCUCUUAGUGCUCAUAAGUGUGCCCUUAUCCCAAGGAUAUUUUUAUGGUCAUAAAAUUUUCCUUUAUUUCUAGUCCUAGUUCAUUUUUCAGUUUCUGACUACAUUUGCUAUUCAAGCUCAAAGAAAGAAGCAAGGAUGGCCGCAACAUAUGAACAAGACGUGGCCAGCAGCACCGACUUGUAAAGAAGUAACUUGGAUAAGGGAGAGCUGUGUCACAUGAGGUCCUGGGUGUGGUGGCAUCUCUGCCACCAAGGUCAUGUCUUGUGCUGUCCAUGUGAGUCCUAGCUGAAGUCCAGCUGCAGUUAUGCAAAUUGCGGUCUUAAUGAUAGUCUACUGAGUUCGCAUAUUGAGCACUUAAAAAAUUUUUUUUAAAUGUGUAUUUAUUUUUGAGACAAUGCGAGAGACAGAGUGCAAGCGGCGGAGGGGCAGACAGAGGGAGACACAGAAUCCGAAGCGGGCUCCAUCCAGGCCCUGAGCUGUCAGCACGGAGCCCGACGCGGGACUCGAACUUAUGAACCAUGAGAUCACAACCUGAGCCGAAGUCGGAUGCUCAGCCGACUGAGCCACUCAGGCGCCCCUAAAAUUUUUUUUAAAUUACAUUACUAUAUGUUUCUUCCAGUGUAAAAAAGUAAUCUUGGGCCUUAAUAUUCUGACCAGAUAGGAAAUACACACUGUCUUGAAAAUAUAUACGCCUUCGGUGGGAAAUAAUCUUUUUAAAAUGUAGAGGAAGCUGUUCUGCUAAGCAAAAGAGUAACAUUGUUUAGCUCUGCCAGUGAUUUAUUUGGAAAUUUAGACAAGUACUUUCACGGUUAGCAUUAUAUAAUCCUAAUUGGAUCGUCCUUAAACACAUAAGUCAAACACAUUAAAUGCUUGAAACCAGAAACUAACAAACCUGAAGGCUUGGCAUGAUUAUGUAUUCACCGCGCCACAUACACAAGUGCUUUGUUGUUUUCUAGUGCGGUUACUGAAUAGGAAGCCUUGAAAAUGCAGCAUUACUUUUGUAAGCUUUGAAAAGUAGGUGCUAAUGAGAACAUUGGACACCACGCUGUUGUUUUGAGAAUGGGCUCUGACCACUGCAUGCAGGCCCCCCUUUUCCCUUUGCUCCACUGCGUGUGCUGGGCUGGACACAGCCUUGUGCUUGUGGGCAGUUGUAGUUCCUGUUACUUUGUUACUUUUGUUACUUUAGCUAUAGACGCCCUAGGCUAGUGGCCUUUCCAAUAUGAUAUGAAAGGUGACUCCUGGAAUUGUUAUCAUGGUACUUUUGUAAGAAUCGUAGGAGUGAUUGAAGUUUAAGCGAUGCAGCAAAGGCAGUACCUCAGAGGGAAAUGUAUAGCCGUAAAUGCCGAUGUGAAGGAGGAAGAAAGACCUUCAUGGCUUAACUUUAUACCUUGAUUACCUAGGAAAAAAAGAACACAUUUUUAAGGUUUCAAAGCUAGCAGAAGGAAUGAAAAAAUAAAGAUUAGAGCCGAGAUAAACAAAAGAUUAGAAUAACUAUAGAAUUGACCAAACCAAAAGUUGUUUCUUUGAAAAAGAUCGACAGAAUUGACAAACCUUCUACUACACUGGCAAAGGAAAAAAGAACACACAAAUAACUCAAAUCAGAAAGUGACGGUAUUACCACCAAUCAUACAAGAAUAAAAAGAAUUGCAAGAGAAUAUUCAGUAGGUGCAGAAAAGGCAUUUGACAAAAUCCAGCAUCCUUUCACAAUAGAAACACAUAGAAAACUGGGAAUACAAAGGAGCUUACUCAACAUGAAAAGGCGUUUGUAAAAAAACCCACUGCUAACCUCAUUCUCCGUGGCGAAACACUGCAAGUUUCCCCACUAAGACAGAACGUGAUAAGGACCCCUGCUGCUGUGGGCUGCAUGUGUCUCUCCCAAGUUCAUAUGUUGAAACCCUAUUCCUCAAUGUGAUCAUAUUGGAGGUGGGGGCUCUGGGAGGUAAAUAGGUUCAGAUGAGGUCAUGAGGGUAGAGUCCUGGGAUUGGUGUCCUUACAAGAAGAGACAGUUAGCUGCAAACCAGGGAGAGGGUUCUCAUCAGAACCUGACUGUGCUGGCACCAUGAUCUCAGACUUCCAUACUCCAAGAACUGUAAGAAAUAAAUGUUUUUUAAAUCACCCAGUCUAUGAUAUUUUGGUAUAGCAGCCUGUAGCUGACUCAGACACCCACUUUCACUACCACUGUUCACUAUUAUACUGGAAGAUCUAGUGAGUGCAAUUGGACAAAAAGCAGGAGGAAAAGGAUCCAAAUUGGAAAGGAAGAAAUAACACUAUCU
Molecule: messenger RNA, 16706 nt
Organism: Panthera uncia (snow leopard)
Lineage: Eukaryota; Metazoa; Chordata; Mammalia; Carnivora; Felidae
Gene: KIDINS220
Product: kinase D interacting substrate 220
Exons: 23
Coding region: 124-3198 (1024 amino acids)
Molecular function (GO): protein binding
Source: RefSeq, a predicted model, not a curated record